Messenger RNA from Paramecium primaurelia, 890 nucleotides. NCBI's taxonomy places the organism in Eukaryota, Ciliophora, Oligohymenophorea, Peniculida, Parameciidae. The record is from the annotation of a GenBank genome assembly.
AUGAUUGAAUUAAACCUAAUUCUAAAAUGUAUUAAUUAAUAAAAUUGUUAAUUUAUUAGUUAUAAUUCAUUAAUUUAAAAAUUAUAAAAAGAUUUAAUAUGCUUCCAACCAGGUGAUAAAACUGAAAACCAAUAUAGUUUAAAAUGGAAAGCCGAAUAAAAUUGUGUUGUUUCAGAAAAGUAUAUUCGUGAUUACAAAUAAUAAUUAUAGUGAUCUUGAUGAUACAUUAGAUGUUCGCAUAAGCACAUUCAUAAACUAAAAAUUAGUUUUUCAUUAUACAGGUGGAAUAUGAAAUGGUUUUGGAUCAACUAAUUGUAAAACAAUUCAUAAAGUUCUAAUAGAGAAUUGAAAGCAUCAAGAAAAUGUUUAUGUAAUGUAUCAUAUUAUUAUUUUAAUACAGAUCAUAUAGAAUGUUAAAGUAAUAUAUUAGAUAUAAUUAAUAGAGUAUCAUAAUUCAUGUGUAACAUAUGGCAAGAAUGCAUGUUAAGAAUAUCCUCCUACUAAAACAACUUUAUAAUCAGGUAAUUUAUUUAAAUGUAUUUUGAUCAAAAACCUUUAAUGAUGGAUUUUAAUUGGAACGCCAAAAAUGUAAUAAAUAUUAUUAAACAUGCAAUGUUCUUUCAUCAAAUUAUCUAACAUGCGAUCCAAAUUAUAAAAACCUCGAUUUAUCAUCUUUUAUUGAUAAUUAGAAUGUGAAAGUAUUUAAAAUAUAAAGUUAAUAGCUUGACACUAUUCUUGAAUAUAGUGUUUUGACAAUUAUGCUGAAAGUUGUGGUGCUUGUUCAGGAAUUUUAAAUUUCAAUAAUGUGUUGGUUCACUUUUCGAUAUUUUUUGGAAAAUAAAGAAGUCUUUUAGAGUUCUCUAGUUUUUGACACCAUCUAGGUGGCAUGA